Messenger RNA from Paramuricea clavata, 495 nucleotides. NCBI's taxonomy places the organism in Eukaryota, Metazoa, Cnidaria, Anthozoa, Malacalcyonacea, Plexauridae. The record is from the annotation of a GenBank genome assembly.
ACUAACGAAUAUUUAAAGGGUUUAAUUGAUUUUCUCGACCAAAAUGCUCAGCCUAAGCCGUCAGAUGAGGAAGGUAACACGUUAAAGCCUUCUUCUGAGCUCGAAAAGCUCGAAAUAGAGCUAAAAGCAAUUGAGUCGCAACAAAAAGCUAUUCAAGAAAAGCUUUUACAAGCAAAACAGUCGGAAAAUAUUCCCAAGUCAAGUGGAAGCAGCCCUACUGUUGCUGACUCAACAAAAAUGCCUUUGUUGGGGUUAAACUCGGGCUUGCAGGCAACAAUUUUGCAUAGAGAUUUCAAGAUUCAAGGAACAAUAGGCGAAGUUGGGCAAAGGGACAAAUUAGGCUACCAAUCAUUAAUGUUGCAAGUGGAAAUUGGGUUAGGGAAAGGUUAUACAAAUAAAGAAAUAGUUACUGCAGUAAUUAGAGCUGUUCAACCUGGUUUACAGCUUCGAAGCUACUUAGAAAGUGUAGGUGACCUAACCCUAGCUAGACUGUGA